CAACGCCUCGCUAGGAGAGAGCAGCCAAAAUGCAUACCUCGUGCUGGAACACGUGCAGCUCGUGCUGCUUCUGCUUUAUGUAGGCAUUGAUGUCGGCCUCGAGGCGCUGCUUCUUCUCGUCAAUGCUGCGGGCGAGGCUUUCUAGUUGGACCGUGGAGCUGCCUGGAACCUCGGCCAGGCGCGGGUCGACGUGCAGCAUCUGCUGCGCGGGUACCUAGGGAUAGGCGGAUGACGGGAUCACGGGACGGGUGCGCGGCGAAUCGCACGGGACGUGUUGUGUAUGCAGCGGCAGGCAGGGCUCGCCGUCGGCCUGGGAUGCAAUGUUCUGCGCGCGUGUCAGUUGCCGUUGGCGGCGACUUGGGCAGGCAGCCGCCUCAGCGCUGUCGAGCUGGUACCGAGGAGGACGCAUUCGGAAGGGUGGUGGUGAAUGGGCGGUCACCGGACUCGGCUGCGUGGUCGUACCUGGUACUUCUGACUAUGCUGCGCGCUGAGGGCCACAGGAUGCGCCGGGGAGCCCUCACGUGGGGCGAACUGGGCGGCUGGCGGGGCGAGGCCGUGGCGCAAUUGCGGGCUCGAGGCGUCGGUCCAGCGCAGCUUCAACGCUCCCAACAGGGCAGGACAACGGCAGACGAUGGCGGAUCGAGGGGCUCAGGUGCGCACGAGAGGUCUUGUUUUGUCGAACCACCCUAGCACCGGUCAAAGCCGGCGCUCGAUGCACCGCGGCCUCGCCUUGCUGCACGCUGCGCCGUAGUGGGGGACCAGCGCUGACUAAGGUGGGGCGUUGGAGAAGACGCAGUUGCUUGCAGUGUCCUGGACGCGCUUUCGCCAUGGAAACCGACGACGGCCGGGAGCAACGG
Paraphaeosphaeria sporulosa is the source of this 857-nucleotide messenger RNA. RefSeq lists its product as uncharacterized. The record is from RefSeq and is a predicted model, not a curated record. Lineage: Eukaryota; Fungi; Ascomycota; Dothideomycetes; Pleosporales; Didymosphaeriaceae. The coding region runs from base 229 to 690 and encodes 153 amino acids. The transcript has a single exon.